AAGACAUUGACAAUCAAUGGCUCGUCUCCAUCUCAUCAUCAUCCUCUUCUUCUUCUUCUUCUCGGCGGCCUUCGCCACGGGAAAGCCGCAUGCGUUUAUGAUGAAGGUGAGCAAACACGAUUUCGGCUAUCUCUAUUACAGCAGCAUCGAAGUGGGCACUGCUCAAAACUCGUUUUCAGUGAACCUGGUCCUCGAUCUCUCCUCCAAGUCACAGUUCCCCUGGUUCGACUGUUCCGCCACUCGCUACAACUCCUCCUCUUACCGUCCCUUCCGCUUCGGCUCCCCCGGCUGUAAACUCGUCAAGAACGCAGUUCCAUGGGACUGUCCCAAUGCCAUUGGAGCGCCGCCGACAAGCUUUUGCUUCAACCAAUCGUGUGGGGUGUUUCCUAUCUCUGACGUUGAGAUUGUGUAUAUCGGAAGCUUGGGCGAAGAUAUCAUGAGGCUCGGCUCCCGAUUCACCACUCCGCCGGUGGUUUUCUCAUGCGUCAACCCUUCCACCGCCGGAACUGUACCGGAGUCAUCACCGGGAAUACUUUCUCUCUCUAGGCACGUCCUCUCUCUCCCCAUGCAGCUCGCCUCAUCACUCCAACUUCCCCGGAAAUUCGCGCUCUGUCUUCCUUCCAAUACCAACCAAGAACCAGGCCGUGGCAGCCUUUUCAUCGGCGGCGGGCCAUAUCUCUAUCCUCCGUACUCGGGAGACGCUUCCGGUCUCUUCGCGACCACCUCGUUUGUCACGAACCCUGCCAUUAAAGCAAGACACAAGGGCGCAUCUCCUGGCGAUUACUUCGUCGACGUGAGAUCCAUCGAGGUGGACGGGGAAACGAUUCGUUUCGACAAGUCAAUACUGUCGGUUGACAAAAAGGGCAAAGGCGGGACGACAUUCGACAUCACUAGGCCCUACACCUAUAUGCGUUCCUCUAUCUUCAACCCUUUCAUCAAAGCCUUCAAGGCCAAAGCCAGGGCGAGGAAGAUGAUUGAGACGACCACUUAUGCUCCGUACAGCGCGUGCUUCGACCGGAAGAGUGUCCGGACGGGAAUCGCUGGACCGGACGUCCCUGCGAUCGAUCUGGUGCUACGAGACGGCAAGAAAUGGCGAAUCUACGGCUCGAACUUGAUGGUGGACGAUGGCGAGAGCUGGUGUUUGACGGUUCAAGGCGGGAGUGGAGUGAGGCCGGCGAUCCUUAUUGGAGGAAUCUUGGUGGAGAAUAAUCUGAUGGAGUUUGAUAUUGAAUCCUCCAAGUUCAGUGUCACGUCUUCUCUUUUAUUACACAACACCUCCUGCACUCGCUCUGCAACUGCUUGAUUCAUGUCUUAUUAGAUCCAAUGCCACAUAAUUAUGCAUCCAUUUGACAGAUGUUAAUUUGAAUAACAAAAACAUAAUCAUAGA
Tarenaya hassleriana is the source of this 1387-nucleotide messenger RNA. RefSeq lists its product as uncharacterized. Lineage: Eukaryota; Viridiplantae; Streptophyta; Magnoliopsida; Brassicales; Cleomaceae. The transcript has 3 exons. The record is from RefSeq and is a predicted model, not a curated record. Gene Ontology annotation, molecular function: aspartic-type endopeptidase activity. Bases 17 to 1303 code for a protein of 428 amino acids. Gene Ontology annotation, biological process: proteolysis.